AUGGCAGAGUACACCUUGCUGUCUUCGACGUCGCCCGGGACCUGGCGAGCAAAUUCGGGCAACGCGUCGAAGUAUCGAAUCUUAGGCGCAAUUGUCGCUCUCAUCAUCCUCCUAUUCACCAUCCGCCAGUUCCAAUCGCACGACGCGGGCCAAUAUACUCUGUCCAAUAAUCAGCUUUCCGAGGAGGUUGUGCUUGAUUCCCCUCAGAUACGAAAAAAUGUUGCUGUGGCAUCGACGUUUGGAUUCCAUUUCGACGUGUAUAUGGCCGUAGUGUGGACACUGCAGCGUGUGAUGAGGGAGGGAAAGGUACAAGUGUAUACACCUGGACCAUUCUACUUUGACUUUCAAAGGAUAGUGGAAACGUACAACCUGUACAAUGGGACGUACAAAUCUUCCGAUACAUUAAUGGAGGAUGUGACAAGUGUUGAAGGGGAUGGAAGUAUCGACUUGAUAAUUCUUGGGACUUGUGAAAUCGAUAUGAAGCAUUGGAGUGAAAAGCUACUGGCAGCAUGGGAUGCUCGUGACACGGCUCACAAAUUUCAGAUCGUGUGUAUCGUUCACAACGUCCAGGAUGAAGCCUGGCAGCCAACAAUUCAAGAAUGGUCACGUAGGAAUGCCAUUAGGCUGAUCCCAAUUUCACAACACGUCGGUAACACUUUCUUGAGAAAAUUUGAAGACCUUGCUAGGAGCACUGAUGUUGCUAUCAAAUCUGCUGGUUACGAAUAUAUCCCAGUUGAUGCUCACAUCCCAAUACUGGACCUCCAAGGUCUUCCAGAGAGGACCUCGAUUAAUCGUCCUUUUUCGAACGCUGUAAUUCAAGGGUCCUUCUCUGCUGAUCGUCGGGAUUACACUCGAAUUUUCGCUGAUCUCAAUCAUUCUCUUCAUGUCGAACCCGAAUCAUGGGGAUAUCUACCACUGGGUGAUGGACCAUCGUUCGUCCAAGACACCAGCAUCGAUCAAAUCCCAUUCAAACUACAUCUCGUUGGAAGCGGGUGGAUUGACGUUCCCAUUGAACUCAAGCAGCUCGUUGUGUUCCACACAAAUCUCAACUAUACCGAGUAUUACCAGCUCAUGAGCGGGAUGGAUACAUGUAUACCUGCAUUCCUCGCAGCUGACGAUACGAACUUCAAAUACCAGGCGAGUUCGAGUAUUGUAAUGUGCCUGGAAACCAACGUUCCGAUUCUGGCAGUACGUGAGCUACGGGAAUCGUACGUUCACAUUGAUGACGACAAAGUCACAAUCAAUCGACCGGCUGUGAUGAGCGAGUUCCAAGCCAUCAAGGUGCUUCGGACGGGAGAUGCAUCAGACUUUCUCGACAGCGAUCCGUCAUCGUCAGGUGUCACUCUAGGAUCUCAUUCACGGAUUCGUCAAGCCGUGCAAGAAUUUGUGCGUGAGGGGUGGGUACGUACGAAAGAAGAUUUUGAUUCGCGUAAGAAACUUAUAUUAAAAGAAAAUGAGAGAAUCGUCUUGAAGAUUCUACAAGAUCGGGUGUAG
Psilocybe cubensis is the source of this 1494-nucleotide messenger RNA. RefSeq lists its product as uncharacterized. The transcript is spliced from 5 exons. The record is from RefSeq and is a predicted model, not a curated record. Bases 1 to 1494 code for a protein of 497 amino acids. NCBI's taxonomy places the organism in Eukaryota, Fungi, Basidiomycota, Agaricomycetes, Agaricales, Agrocybaceae.